GCCCCAGCUAACUCCGCUCGCACUCCAGCUGCCAGCCUCCGUCUUCGUGCCCUCCGAUCCGGCGAUCCCUCCCCCUCGCGCCGCCGCUGCCGCCGCCUCGCCACACCGCCGCAUUCUCCUCCCCACCGAGAUCCCUUGUCCCCCCCUCUCCCACAACACACUGCAUCCCCCCUUCCUCCUGCCCGGUGUCGACCGCGCGGCGCUAUCUCAGCCGCCGCCUGUGACACCCCCCGCCGUCGCGGCGGCGUUGCGGCCGCUGACUGUCCGGAAAGGGUAGAGGGGAGGCCCCGCACGAGCGUCGGACUGACUCGCCGUUCUUCCCUCCCAGGCCAGCUCGCUCUCUUCACCUCACUAUCAGAGAUGGACUUUUUUACCGAGUAUGGUGAGGGGAACAGGUAUAAGAUAGAGGAGGUCAUAGGAAAAGGGAGUUAUGGUGUAGUUUGCUCUGCACUGGACACUCAUACUGGUGAUAAAGUCGCAAUCAAGAAGAUUAAUGACAUUUUUGAACAUGUGUCUGAUGCAACUCGAAUACUUCGUGAAAUCAAGUUGCUCCGGCUACUGCGGCACCCAGAUAUAGUGGAAAUAAAACAUAUUUUGCUUCCUCCAUCAAGGAGGGAAUUCAAGGAUAUAUAUGUUGUUUUUGAGCUAAUGGAGUCUGAUUUGCACCAAGUUAUAAAGGCCAAUGAUGACUUGACUCCAGAGCACUACCAAUUUUUCCUUUAUCAGUUGCUUCGAGGAUUGAAGUACAUACAUACAGCAAACGUGUUCCACCGAGAUCUUAAACCAAAAAAUAUUUUGGCAAAUGCUGAUUGUAAGCUCAAAAUAUGUGAUUUUGGCCUUGCAAGAGUAGCUUUCAGUGAUACACCAACUGCCAUCUUUUGGACGGAUUAUGUUGCAACAAGGUGGUAUAGGGCACCUGAAUUGUGUGGAUCUUUUUUCUCCAAGUACACACCAGCAAUAGAUAUAUGGAGCAUCGGCUGCAUAUUUGCAGAACUUUUAACUGGAAAACCUCUUUUCCCUGGGAAAAAUGUGGUGCAUCAGCUUGAUAUAAUUACGGAUCUCUUGGGAACACCUUCUACAGAAGCAAUAUCUAGGAUUCGAAAUGAGAAGGCCAGGCGAUAUUUGAGCAGUAUGAGGUGGAAAAAGCCUAUACCAUUUACACAGAAGUUCCCAAAUGCAGAUCCACUUGCAUUACGGUUGUUGGAGAGAAUGCUAUCUUUUGAGCCAAAAGAUAGGCCAAAUGCUGAAGAGGCUCUUGCGGAUCCUUAUUUUAGAAACAUAGCAAAUGUAGAUAGAGAACCUUCAGCACAGCCUGUCACAAAGCUGGAAUUUGACUUUGAGAGGAGGAGGAUUACAAAGGAAGAUAUAAGGGAACUCAUCUAUAGAGAAAUUCUGGAGUAUCAUCCAAAUAUGUUGAGGGAAUACCUCGAGGGGACUGAGUCAGCUGGUUUCAUGUAUCCUAGUGCGGUAGAGCAUUUUAAAAAGCAGUUUGCAUACCUUGAAGAACAUUAUGCUAAGGGAUCAACAGCAGCUCCACCUGAGAGGCAACAUAACUCUUUGCCAAGACCUUCUGUGUUAUAUUCGGACAACCGUCCACAAAGCACAGCCAACAUCACAGAGGAUCUUUCAAAGUGUGUACUUAAAGAUAAUACACAAGAAAUGCAGCAAGCUUCUGCUUCUGUUAGCGCAAAUGGAGUUCCUCAAGGCGGUGUUGCAAGACCUGGUAAAGUAGUUGGUUCUGUUCUACGCUAUGGUAACUGCUCAACAUCUACUGCUGAGCAAUAUGAGCAUCGACAAGCUGUCAGAAACCCAAACCCUGCGCUGGCUACUAACAGUGUUUCUCCCCGAGGUUCUUACCCCAGAAGAAGCCCCAUCCUGCAAGACUGAAACAGGUGAGUCUUAAAGGAUCGAUGUGAGCCAAGCUGGGCAACCAAAACCAUACAUACCAAACAAAGUACCAACUACUGUUGAUGUCUGGAAUGGCCACUGGUAGGCAUCAAGGUAUGUGUGUGCAAUGCAAUCAAACCCUUUGCCUUACAAAGGGUAAGGCGUUUACUCAGGUUACCUUUUCUAUACGGUUACAUGCUGAUGCAUUUAAAGAUAUCAUUCUGUACAUAAUUGUAUUAUUUCUAGGGCUUGCUCUAGAAGACAAACACUUAGAACUGUUUUCCGCAUCCUGCCUGACAGGCUGCUUGUUUCUAUAGUUUUUUGGGUCAACCACUAAACAUACCCACUACAGAAGCUUAGACUUGUAUAUGUACAAUGCAGAUGUUGUGGCACUCCCCAUAUGGAUAACAACUUCUGACUUGACUAAGUUGUUCGCCACUUUGUUCUUGACGUAAACGUGUAAGUUGUCAAGUUCUAGAAUAUUUGAAAUGCUUCUAGUAGCCUGUCAUUCAAAUGUAAUAUUUAACUAUAUAGUUUUAUAAACUGAAUAAGACUGUUAGCAGGGAAUUAUGUACAUUUGAGAUGACUCUCUCUCUAUUUUGAUUUGAUUGAGGGCUAUCUCAUGCUCUACUUUUGUUGAAGGCAUACAAGGGUCUAUUGAAAUGCCUUACGACGUCGUGGUUGCGCGCAAAGAAUGUAGGUUUUGGUGUUGCAAUCUUGCUUCAUAUAUCUUUUGCAUCAUGCCAAAUGUUCUAACUUAUUGAUUCUCUGGCUACAUUCUAAGGUCAUCAUAACUAUUUCCCUUUUCCUGACGCUUGCCAUCCUUGUGAUCUAAUAGCUUGCAUACCAAUUGCACAUAUGCAACAUUCAUCCAUAUUUUCAACAUGCCUACUGUGAAAUGAUGUCGAGAAAAUAUGCCUACUGCGAAAUAAUGUAUGGCAAGGGUGAGUGGAACUCUUGGAGGCAACACUGGUAUGGGUUCUAUUUGUUGGUAUGAUGUGAGAUGACAAUUUUUCAAUGUAUGGACAAACUAUAUAUGUAUAUAUAAGCUAAGGUUGG
Molecule: messenger RNA, 2946 nt
Organism: Oryza brachyantha (malo sina)
Lineage: Eukaryota; Viridiplantae; Streptophyta; Magnoliopsida; Poales; Poaceae
Product: mitogen-activated protein kinase 15
Exons: 10
Coding region: 361-1887 (508 amino acids)
Biological process (GO): intracellular signal transduction; protein phosphorylation
Cellular component (GO): nucleus; cytoplasm
Molecular function (GO): MAP kinase activity; ATP binding
Source: RefSeq, a predicted model, not a curated record